UUUUUUUUUUUUUCUUUCCUUUUUCUCCAUUCAUUCUUCUUCGUCUUCUUCAUACGCUCCCUUCCAACUUCUUCUUCUUUUUCUUCUUCUUCUUCUUCUCAUCUUCGUCUCACUCUCGUUGCUUGUUGUUUUUUUCCGAAUCAAAGCGCGCCCGUCGUCAUGAAGCGUCGUCCUGCACACGCGCGCCUGGCGAUCACUGCCUGUUUGCUGGCUUGCAUUGCCUCUGCGUCUGCCAUCUGCGUCGAUUACCCGGACUGCGGCCCAGGCACGGAUUGCACAGACACCAACUGCUGCACGGCCUCGCAGUACUGGUACCCAUACUCAACCUCGGGAUCCUACUGCUUUUCGAGUUGUCCAACUGGAACCUACAACUGUGGCGCCAGGACAUGUUGCGAAUGCGUCUCGCCAUGCGCCAGGUGCACCUCCGCGUCAGCCUGCACAACAUGCGCGACAAAUUACUACCUGAGCGGUUCGGCAUGCGUUUUAAACUGCCCGACUGGAACGUAUAGAAACGCCGGUGUCUGCUCUGACUGCUCUGCUGCUUGCACGGCGUGUAGCUCUUCUGCUAGCUACUGCUCUGCCUGCAACACAAACUACUACCUGACGGGCUCGUCGUGUGUCACUGCAAGCAACUGCCCAACCGGCUACUGGCCAAACGCUGCCACGCGCACUUGCACUGCCUGCUCUUCUACUUGCACGGCGUGCUCUUCUGCCUCCGCUUGCUCUGCCUGCAGUACCAACUUCUUUUUGACGGGCUCGUCUUGUGUUGCUGCGAGCAAUUGCCCAACUGGCACUUGGGCAAACACUGCCAACAAGAAAUGCGACAGUUGCGGGUCUGGCUGCAGCGUUUGUACGUCGGCUACCUCCUGCACUACCUGCAGCACCAACUACUUCCUGUCGGGCUCGUCGUGUGUUUCUGCAAGCAAUUGCCCGGCCGGCACUUGGCCAAACACGGCCAACAAGAACUGCGACAGCUGUGUGUCGGGGUGCGCUACCUGCACGUCAGCUUCUGCGUGCUCGAGCUGCAGUGCAAACUACUUCCUGACGGGCUCGUCCUGCGUUGCGUCAAGCAGCUGCCCAGCCGGCACUUGGCCAAAUACUGCCAACAGGAUCUGCGACAGUUGUGCGACAGGAUGUGACAUUUGCACCUCUACAACCGCAUGCACGUCCUGUUCCUCGAGCCUGUAUCGGCAUCAGGGUACUUGUGUGACAUCGUGUCCCACUGGCACAUACGCAGAUUCCAACAAGCUGUGCCAAGCAUGCCCAAGUGAAUGCUCGGCCUGCAGUUCUCCCUCGACGUGUACGAGUUGCUCGGCCAAUUACGUCUUGAAUGGCGUCCUGUGCAUCAGUCCUGCGGAUUGCCCGAGCAACACCUACCCAACUUCCACGGCGUGCCAAAACUGCAACAGUGCCUGCGCGACUUGCCAGUCGAGCUCAACCACGUGCACUUCGUGCAAUCCCGGCUCGUUCUUGUUCAACAACGCGUGCCCUGCCGCGUGCCCGCAAGGAACCUUUGCCAAAACAAGCACCUGGACUUGCGAUGCAUGCGCCACUGGCUGCACAAAGUGCUCGGGCUCGGCCACGACGUGCUCCGUGUGCUCUUCAGGCUACUACCUGUCGGGCACGACGUGUGCCACAAGCUGCCCCGCAGGCACCUAUGGCAACCCUGCAUCUGGCACGUGCGUCGCCAACUGUCCCGCGGGCACGUUUGUGCAAGGAUCUGUCUGCUCCCAAUGCUCGUCGUGCGCGACCUGCUCCGGCACUGCUACUCACUGCAACUCGUGCGCGACUGGUCUCAUCCUCUACAACAAUGCGUGCUGGUCCUCGUGUCCGACGGGCACUUUCGGGUCAACGUCGUGCACUCCUUGCUCUGGCACGUGUGCCGCCUGCUCUGGCACUGCAACCACGUGCACGUCCUGCCCACCGGCAAAGUUGCUCCAAAACGCAGUUUGCGUCGAUGCGUGCUCCACUGGAUACUACGCAAACCCUGACACUGUGACCUGCAGUCCGUGCACCUUCCCGUGCUCUGCAUGCUCCGCAUCGAGCACGCAAUGUGACCAAUGUGCUCCUGGAUACGAGCUGAAGACUGGUUCCCUCUCCAGUUGUCGGCAGACGUGCGCUGCUGCGCAGUACCAUACAGUCAGUGAUGAUUGCGCCGAUUGUCCAGCUCACUGCGCCGCGUGCGCAGAGAUUUAUGGCAUCUGCUCGCAGUGCCGCCCGGGCUAUGUCAUGCAAUCUUCGCAGUGUGUGGCCUCGUGUGACACUGGGUUUUAUCCUCAGGCGGGCGUUUGCACCGCAUGCAACGCGACGUGUCUCGAGUGCUCGGGCCCCAGCGGAACGGCUUGCACCAGCUGUGCGACGGGUGCCUUCUUGUACAAGUCCCAGUGUGUUUCCAAUUGCACAACGUUUGGGUGGGAAGUGGACGCGGCGCACAACAAGUGCGUCAACCCGUCAGCUCCCGUGUCGUCGGGUGCAACGUCGGUGGCUGCUGUCGCCGGUGGCGCUGCCGGCGCCGGACUGCUGCUCGUGUUGUUGUUGAUUGUGCUUGUACUGGCACGACGCCGGCGCCGCGACCAAGGACGAUCGAUCAGCUCAAAGCAACUCAAAGCGAUGGAAGCGGCUGCUGGGGGAGAAGGCGACAUGUACGUCACACCCAACAUUCUGACGCAGCGCAACGCAGCUCCGGCGCCGGGAGACCCGCUGUACGCUUCUGCAGACUAUUCAUCGAUUCGUGAAGCCGACCCCAUUUAUGCAGUCUAUCAGAAGCCCGCGCAGUCUGCUGCUGAGCAGCCAGUCUACGCUGCAUACGCUGCACCAGCGCGAACAAGUGACGUGUCGGCCAGUGAUAGCGCGAUGGACCAGAACGUGUAUGCCGCGUACAACGCUCCUGGCCUGGCAAAGUCUGGCGCAUCCAAGGGCGACGCCGUCUACGAGACGGCGCCUCCACCGCGCCCCGUGACGUCGGCGGCUCAGCGAGAAGACAACGAAACUGCGGGCAGUCGCGCACAGGUCGCUGACGGUGACAUUGGUCCUUGCUUGGACGUCGAAGGCAUUUACGCUUCAACAAGCGAGGUCCUUGCAGGCUUUGGCGCCAUGACAAUCCCACCCGCGCGCUUGCAAAUCCAGCACCAACUGGGCUCUGGCGAGUUUGGUGUCGUGUGUUUGGCCAAGUGGCAGUGCAAGGAUGGGCAGUCUCGCAGUGUCGCGGCCAAGAUGGUCCGCGCCGACGCCAUGGCGCAGAUGCAAGACGACCUUGCGCGAGAAAUGCGCACAAUGAUCCGACUGAAGCACCUGCACGUGGUUUCCGUGCUUGGCGUGUGCCAACGCCCGGCUGACGAAGGAGGAGCGCUUGCCAUUGUGACCGAGCUGAUGCCGCUGGGCGAUUUGAAGACUUACCUGUCCAAGCACUCGCCGACCAUGGACGUGAACGGCGUCGCUCCUCCCAAGAAUUUGCUCUUGUUCUGCGCCCAGAUUGCGCAGGGCAUGGCCUACCUGGAGACGCAGCGCCUCGUUCACCGCGAUCUUGCUGCACGCAACGUGCUUGUUGCGACGCCCACGUUGGUCAAGAUCAGCGACUUUGGUCUAUCGCGCGACUUCAACACGGACGACAACUACUAUGUGCUGCAAACCCGUGGCGCCAAAAUGCCCGUGCGCUGGAUGGCGCCUGAAUCUCUGCUCUUCCGCAGGUUUGGCUCAAAGAGCGAUGUCUGGUCGUUUGGUGUCACUGCCUGGGAGGUUUUCACCUAUGGCCAGGAGCAGCCAUUCGCUGGAAUUCUUCCCCUUCGCUUGAUUCAACAUUUGGAGCAGGGGCACCGCAUGUCACGGCCCGAGGCGUGCCCGAGUCAGCUGUUUUCCGUCGUGGAGAGCUGUUGGAAGUGGGAGGCGCGCGAGCGUCCUUCCUUUGCCGAGCUGGACAAGACUCUUGCAACCAUGGUGGAAGAAUCAGUGUUGUAAAGUUUUGUGUGUGUGUGUGUGUGUGUGUGUGUGUGUGUGUGUGUGUGUGUGUGUGUGU
Messenger RNA from Capsaspora owczarzaki ATCC 30864, 4012 nucleotides. RefSeq names its product protein tyrosine kinase HTK16. Bases 160 to 3954 code for a protein of 1264 amino acids. The transcript is spliced from 5 exons. Gene Ontology annotation, biological process: cell surface receptor protein tyrosine kinase signaling pathway; positive regulation of kinase activity; protein phosphorylation. The record is from RefSeq and is a predicted model, not a curated record. Gene Ontology annotation, cellular component: signaling receptor complex. Gene Ontology annotation, molecular function: transmembrane receptor protein tyrosine kinase activity; ATP binding. NCBI's taxonomy places the organism in Eukaryota, Filasterea, Ministeriida, Capsasporidae.